AUGUGCUUCCAGAGAGCUGUUGGAGAGGAGGCACUGAGCGUUGUUGCUCAAUUGGCGAGAACUUUCUGGAACUGGAGAAUUGGUCAGCAGCGCCAUACCCAUAGCACCAUGGAUGGGUUAGGGAACGGGAAAAAUCCACCUGAGAUUGAUGAGGACCUUCACAGCCGACAGCUGGCGGUUUAUGGGAGGGAAACCAUGAGGCGCCUUUUUGCGUCAAAUAUACUUAUCUCUGGCAUCAAUGGACUUGGCGCAGAAAUAGGUGAACUCUUAUCUCUAACAUCUAGACAGUCUCCUGGUGCUUCCUGUCGUAAUGCAUCGACGGUUAAAUACAAUUCUAGCUUGUUUUCGAUAUGAUAACCAUCCUUGAAGCAGGGUAAGAAAUUUUACUUACAAAAUAAACUAUCAUAAUUAAAAAAAUCGAGCACUCAUGUGCUGUGAGCGUGCAUCUUUGUUUGUGCUGGAAACUACCACUCCUGAUUCAACGUUCAUAUUAAAUAAACUUUGGCACAGUAUGUGAGCCCAUCUUUAACUUCUCUCUUGGAGGAUUGAAAGAACAGUACUGAAAUAGUUUCACUUCUAAUUUAGCUGUGAUAAAUAUUAUUCAUGUCUCGUUCAACAUAUAUACUCACUUUGACACCGUCAGAUUUAUGGAUCAGUUGCGUUGACUAAUAUGCUUGAAUCUCACCGUCAUGAACAAGAAACAUACAACUUAGACGUGGUUAGAUACAUUAUUUUAUGGCAUAUAUUUUGAUAGUUCUUCAGCUACUUUGCUGGAUCAACUGGAAUAAUUAAGACCCAAUCCUUGCAGCCAAAAAUCUAGUUCUCGCUGGCGUCAAAUCUGUAACAUUGCAUGAUGAAGGGACAGUGGACUUGUGGGACCUUUCGAGUAACUUCUUCUUGUCGGAAGAAGAUGUUGGUAAAAACAGAGCUCUUGCCUGUGUUCAGAAACUGCAGGAACUCAAUAAUGCUGUUGGGAUCUCCACCAUUACAACCAGUUUGCCUAAAGAAAUACUCUCCGGCUUCCAGGUCUGCCUUUUUUCUUCACUUGUUGUAUGCUCUGCAACUUCAUUGAACUGAGUCUUUUCCUUCUGUUUCUUUUGAGCAAUUAUUUAUGAAUCGUAGAGAAAAUGAAUGUGGGAAGCCACUGCACAUUAAUUGCACGAGUUCUAGUUUAAACUAACGGUCGAAGAUGACUGUGGUGAUUGCCUGGGUGAUUGGGUGAGGUGCGGUGGGUUGCUCCUGGUUUGAAGAAUUUAUUCAGAUCUGAAUCCGCUGAUUCAGACCAAAAUAGUUCAUCCCCUUUCUGGUUUGAAGUCAACCCUUUAAAAUUAAGAAAGUCUUGAUUCAAGCUUAAUUACCUCACAAAGAUCAAUUUUAUUUUGGUCAAGCCAAGGUCGCAAGCAUUUUCUGCUGCAGAAUAAACCAGUUUUAAAAUAGAAACGGAUGCUCCAUAACACAUGAGUUCAUUAUCACAAGGGUUUUGUCAUUGAUUGGACUCUUCAUUCACUGUGGGAAAGACGUAUAAUUAGGACUUUGGUUUCUUAAUCGGGCCGUUUUCUAGUUAGGUAGUUUCCUAGUUUUGUGGCCCUAGUCCUUGGAUAUAAUGGUCAUCAGUGAAGUCAACACGAGUCAUGUUUUUCCUCUGCAUAUCCUCCUACGUUUGCACUACUGUUCAUGACAUUCGGCUUUCCUUGAAACUAGUAGAAGAUUCAAAUCAGAAGAAGAAGCUCAGGAAGACGAGGAGGUUGUAGAUUGUAGUCCCCUUCUAGUGAAUAAAAGGGAGGGAAUGCUAAUAGAAACCAAAAAAAAAGGACAGUACGGAGAUAACUUUGGAAUAAAAAUGGAUCACUCUGUUUUCCAUCCACAACUGGCAUCUGCGAAGUAUUUUUCCAUUUAUUCCCCCUUCCUGAGAAUAUGUUAAGGAUCAAGGACUUGAUUUGCUGAAAGGAGGAAUAAAAUGACGGUUCCCUUCAUGCAGAGCACCCUGAAUUUGUCCUUAGAUGUUUUCAUUUUCUAGUUGAUUGUUCUAAUCACUUCAGGUUCUGAUGUUGAUUCAUUUUUAUUUGACAAUCCGUGUACCUUGGGUGAAGUGUUAAGGCCUGCUUUCAUAAGAUAUCUAUAUCUUUGGCAAGUUUUUGAUGUUUCUGAACCUGUGAAAAUAAUUUUAAAUGGUUUAGGAAAUUCAAUUAGGUUAUUUCAUAUUCUAUCUCUUCUCGACUUCCCAUAGUUCCCCUUGAACAUUUUUAGCUGCUCUGAACUUGUGACUGUGGAUUUUCCUGGAGUUCACAUUCUCCCUCACAAAUUAUAACAAACUUGAUCCCCAUUUCGCACAACUUUAUCUUCCAUGCUGAGGAAUCUGUUGAUCGCUAAGGAUCCCAGAUAAUUGCAUUAUUUCCCGUCUUUACCUUCUUAAAGCGGAAAUGUAGCAACUUGAAAUGGCUCUUUUACGUUACGUCUCAAUUUUCUACUUGAUUAAGAUGCGCGUCUAUUAUUUUUUUCCCACUAAAAUUAAACCGCAUAUUUUCUCCCCUAUUCUUAAUCGUACCGAAAUGUUUUGUCUUUUUGGAUUGCCUAUUGUUAAUUUCAAUCAUUAUGCAUCUUUCAGCCGAAACACUGUUACAAGUAUCCCCAACCUCGAUUUUGAAAAAGAAACUAGGGAUGCAUCCUUGUCUUCUCAACUUAUUUUUUAAUGUCCAUGGUUUCAUUUAUAGAUUUCUUGAUGUUUUCUCCAACGUUUUGUCCUCAUGAUCCAUACUUAUAAGCAAAUCACAAAAAAGAAAAUGUCAAGUUACAUUCGUUUCUAAUGUAAGAUAAACUUCAUAACAUUCCAUUUUGGUUAGGUUAAAACUAAUUCUCUAUUUGAAUCAUCUAGGUCUUUUGAUAUAAUAUAUUGUCAUCCAAUUUUGUAAUGACUUUCAUGAAGUCAAUCUUGAAUUUGAUCAAUUUUGUGAUAAAAAUUUUCAAUUCUAGUUCACUCGGAUGCUAGUCACUUAUGCAAAUAUUUUUAGAGGUCUUUGGGGGUUGGCUACCUUAGUUGGAGACUUAGCUGAAGUUUUAUGGAGAUAAAAUCUCAUCCUAGAAUCCACAAGAAACAAAAUUUCUGUGAAGAUAACUCGCCCUUAAUCAAUAGAACAUAGAAGAUUCGACCAUUGCAUCUGCAUGGGGGUGAUCUUAAAUCCAAAGACCAAGAAGGUUCCCUUGAUUUUUAUCCACAAGGGAGCCAAUGGAAUCCAGCAGCAAGGAAAUAUAAUAUUGUAAAAGGAGAGAAUAAUGGCUCCCUUGUGGAUAAAAAUCUUGAAUAAUGGCUCUAGGGCUAUAAUGAGAGCCUUGAAAUAGGCCAAAAGAUUUUUAGGACACCCCUAAAUAGGCAGUUUUGUUAUGAUGGUGCAUUAAAAACGGUUUUAAGGAGAAUUUAACUAAAUUAAAAAAAUGUCUAAAAGUGGAAAAAUGAAAAGCAUGAAAAUUAAUUUAUGGUGUGUUUAUGACACAUUUUAUUAUAGGCCAACGCUGGUUUGGGUUAAUUAUGGCCCAAAUCAGAGUUGACCCAGCAUUUUUCCGGCCACUUGGGUCAAAAAGCUUUCGACCUUCUCUUGUGGUAGAUGUCCUAUAUCAGAUUCCCUUACAGAGAAAAAGACUCGUCCUCAAGUUUGACUUUCAGUAUGGGCCAAUUUUGAGAAUCUUUGAAAUUUGUUUGACAGCCGCUCUUGUGCUCACAAUCAACGUCAUCAAAGGCUUUAUAUUCUAUUGGACCACGUGGCAUCUUUGCAUGAAUAAACUUGAGGACAUCAAAAGUUGAUGAACCUUCAUGGGAUUGAAUUCUUGAUGCAAAAAAACAAAUAAAAUAUCAAAAGUCCGGCUUGAAAUGCAUAAGGCACCAAAUAAGAGUUGUUCAAGAAUGAAAAUCAGACCUGGAGUGUACAAGAUGCGAAUUUCUCUCAAUUCUUGAAUACGAACGGACUAAUCUUGAUGAUCCUUGAAUCCAUAGGGAUCGCACAAAUCUUCUUUUGAUGCCAUAAUGUCCUCCAACCUUGCUCUAAUAUCAAUUGACAUAGUUAGAGCUGUAUGUAGAAGAAAUCUGGUCCCGGAAUCCAUAAGAAACAAAAUUUCUAGUGAGAUUUUGCUCUGAAUCUACAGAACUUGGAAGCUUCGACUCUUGAGACCACAAGAUCAUGAGGGUUCAUUUGAAUCCGUUAGGGAGGCGUCAGAAUCUAACAACAAGGAGAUAGAAUCUCGAAAAGUGAGAAAUUUCGGUGCCAGAAUCUAACAACAAGGAGAUAGAAUCUCGAAAAGUGAGAAAUUUCGGUGUCAGAAUCUAACAACAAGGAGAUAGAAUCUCGAAAAGUGAGAAGUUUCGGUGUCAGAAUCUAACAAGGAGAUAGCAUCUCGAAAAGGUCGAAAUUUUGUAAUGCUGAAUGAUGCUUCCAGGGCUACAAGAUAAAUAGGUCAAAAAAAUUUAGGGCGUCUCUAGAAAGACAGUUGUAUUAUGAUAACAUCUUAAAACACCUUUAACGGGUAUUUAAAUAAAUUCAAAACGACUAAAAGUGGCAAAAAAUAAAAGCGGGAAAACUAAUUUAUGAUGCAUUUCAUUACUGGUCAACUCUGAUUUGGGCCAUUUAUCGUCUCCUGAUCUUUGUAGCCCAUCUUUGAAGCUUCAUGAAUACUUGGCCCACCAUUUCAUUGUCCGCUUGAACCAAAAAGCUUUCGGCCUUCUCUUUGUUGUAGUCGAUGUCCUACAUCGGUUGGAGCUAAAAGAUAUAGCAGAAGAAUUAAGGGAGAAGAUGCUGAUGCAUUAGUAGGAAAGGCACCGUGUGAUUUAGCAUCUGCACACUCUAAACCAGUCUGUAAGCAGUAUUCUUAUUGAUCAAGAGGAAAUAUUGCAGAAUAAUUUCUUUUUCUUUAUAUUCACGCUCUUAAUUGAGGUGGUCUACAGAAAAAGUUCAGUUAAUAUUACUUAAAGUUGCUUAAAUUGUGAGAUCCCAACGCAUUUUUCUUUUUGAUGGUUUGAACUUCCUGCUUGAAUGAUGUGAGAAUUUUGCAUCAUUAAAUAUACCUGUGAAAUCAUUUUGGCACCCAGUUGCUAAUAGUUUCUGAAGCAAUGAGUGCUGAUCCUAGUCAACGUAAGCACCGACUUCUUGAGUCAUUUGCUUUAGAAACGAUGCAGGCUGUUGUUUUCACUGAGAUCAGUCUGGAGAAGGCGAUUGAAUUCGAUGAAUAUUGCCACAACCACCAGCCUCCCAUCUCCUUCAUCAAAUCUGAGGUCCGAGGCCUUUUUGGGAACAUCUUCGUUGACUUUGGCCCAGAAUUCACAGUCGAUGAUGUUGACGGCGAGGAACCACACACUGGUAUAAUUGCGUCCAUCAGCAAUGACCAUCCCGCCCUCGUGUCCUUCGUUGACGAUGAACGACUCGAGUUCCAAGAUGGCGAUCUGGUUGUCUUCUCAGAGGUUGAGGGCAUGCCAGAGCUCAACGAUGGAAGACCGAGGAGGAUCAAGAACACCAGGAUGUAUUCAUUCUAUCUCGAGGAAGACACGACCAAGUACGGGCCUUAUGUGAAGGGUGGCAUAGUCACCCAGGUCAAGCAGCCCAAGGUCUUGAGAUUCAAGCCCUUAAGAGAAGCAAUGAGAGACCCCGGAGACUUUCUUCUGAGCGACUUCUCAAAGUUUGACCAUCCCCCACUGCUGCACCUCGCCUUCCAAGCGCUGGACCGGUUCAGGAGCGAUCUUCAACGCUUUCCUGGGGCGGGUUCCGAGGAGGAUGCCCAGAAGCUGAUCCAACUGGCCGCCGCAGUCAACGAGACCAUGGGGGAGAGCAAGCUGGAGAGCCUGGACGAGACGCUCUUGAGACUCUUCGGCAGCGGGUCCCGGGCCGUCUUGAACCCCAUGGCGGCCAUGUUCGGUGGCAUCGUCGGCCAGGAGGUUGUGAAGGCCUGCUCUGGAAAAUUUCACCCUCUUUUUCAGGUGAGCUUUUCUUCUUCUUCUUCUUCUUCUGAUGCUGAUUCUGAUUCUGAUUCUGAUGGCUAUGGGUGUGUUUGAAAACUUGGGCAGUUCUUCUACUUUGACUCUGUCGAGUCGCUUCCCAAAGAGGCGCUGGAGGCCGUUGACCUGAGGCCAUUAAACAGCCGCUACGACGCACAGAUUUCCGUAUUCGGAUCCAAGCUUCAGAAGAAACUGGAGGAGGCCAAGGUGUUCGUGGUCGGGUCCGGCGCCCUCGGCUGCGAGUUCUUGAAGAACCUGGCCCUGAUGGGAGUUUCAUGCGGCCCUCGGGGGAAGUUGACCGUGACAGACGACGACGUGAUCGAGAAGAGCAACCUCAGCCGCCAGUUCCUCUUCCGGGACUGGAACAUCGGGCAGGCCAAGUCCACCGUCGCCGCCUCCGCCGCCUACUCGAUCAACCCCAGCUUCCACGUCGAAGCCCUCCAGAACCGGGUCAGCCCGGAGACGGAGGACGUCUUCAACGACGCCUUCUGGGGGGGCCUGGACGUCGUGGUCAACGCCCUCGACAACGUAAAGGCCCGGAUGUACGUUGACCAGAUGUGCGUCUACUUCCAGAAGCCGCUGCUGGAGUCCGGGACGCUCGGCCCCAAGUGCAACACCCAGAUGGUCAUUCCCCACCUGACGGAGAACUACGGCGCCUCCAGGGACCCCCCAGAGAAGCAGGCCCCUAUGUGCACCGUACACUCCUUCCCACACAACAUUGACCACUGCCUCACCUGGGCCCGCUCAGAGUUCGAGGGCAUGCUCGAGAAGACCCCCGCCGAAGUCAACAAGUUCCUCUCCAGCCCCGGCGAGUACGCCGCCGCCAUGCGCACCGCCGGCGAUGCUCAGGCGAGGGACUUGCUGGAGCGCGUCCUCGACUGCCUCGACAAGGAGAUGUGCCAGACCUUCCAAGACUGCGUCGCCUGGGCCCGGCUCAGGUUUGCCCUCUCUCCUUCCCUCUCUCCUGCUUGGAUUCCUUUCUAUAUUCUUCUGUCUCUGUCUCUGUCUAUCUCUGUUAUUCUUAUAGUCAGAUUGGAGGACUACUUCCCUCUUUGGAUUUCUUUCCAUAUUCCUCACUGUCUCUCUCUCUCUCUCUCUCUCUCUCUCUGUGUUAUUCUUAUGGUCAGGUUUGAGGACUACUACUUCAACCGGGUGAAGCAGCUGACGUUCAUCUUCCCGGAGGACGCAGGGACGAGCAGCGGGCUGCCGUUCUGGUCCGCCCCGAAGCGGUUCCCCGUGGCGCUGCGGUUCUCGGCCGGCGACCCGAGCCACCUGGCCUUCGUUGCGGCGGCGGCCAUACUAAGAGCGCAGACCUUCGGGAUCGCCGUGCCAGACUGGGCCAGAAGCCUGGAGAAGCUGGCCGAGGCCGUUGACCGGGUGGUGGUUCCCGAGUUCCAGCCCAGGGAAGGAGUGAAGAUUGAGACCGACGAGAAGGCCACCAGUUUCUCCGCCUCAUCCGUGGACGAGGACUUUGUCAUCAACGAGCUCAUCGAGAAGCUCGAAACCUGCUCCAAGAAGCUCCCCCCCGACUUCCGGAUGAACCCCAUACAGUUCGAGAAGGUCCAAAUCCUCCCUCUACUCUCUCUCUGUCUUUCUCUUUCUUGGGCUAACAAGCGACAGCCUUCUCCUCCCGUGGCCGGCAGGAUGACGACAGCAACUACCACAUGGAUUUGAUAGCGGGGCUGGCGAACAUGCGGGCGAGGAAUUACAGCAUCCCGGAGGUGGACAAGCUCAAGGCCAAGUUCAUCGCCGGUAGGAUCAUCCCCGCCAUCGCCACGUCCACGGCGCUGGCCACCGGGCUGGUCUGCCUCGAGCUCUACAAGGUGCUGGCCGGCGGGCACCGGGCGGAGGACUACCGGAACACCUUCGCCAACCUGGCCCUCCCGCUGCUGGCCAUCUCCGAGCCGGCGGCGCCCAAGGCGGUGGAGCACGGCGGCGCCCGAUGGACCGUCUGGGACCGGUGGGUCGUCCGGCAGAACCCGACGGUGCGGGAGCUCCUGGACUGGCUCAGGGCCAAGGGUCUCGACGCAUACAGCGUCACCUGCGGGUCGUCGCUGAUCUACAACAGCAUGUUCCCGAAGCACCGGGAGAGGCUCGACAUGAAGGUGGUGGAUGCGGCGAAGAUCGAGAUCCCUCCCCACAGGAACCACCUUGACGUGGUGGUCGCGUGCGAGGACGACGACGGGGAAGACGUCGAUGUCCCCCUCAUCUCCGUCUUCUUCCGCUGA
Messenger RNA from Spirodela intermedia, 8202 nucleotides. Lineage: Eukaryota; Viridiplantae; Streptophyta; Magnoliopsida; Alismatales; Araceae. The record is from the annotation of a GenBank genome assembly.